Molecule: messenger RNA, 1748 nt
Organism: Chrysoperla carnea
Lineage: Eukaryota; Metazoa; Arthropoda; Insecta; Neuroptera; Chrysopidae
Product: trypsin-3-like
Exons: 3
Coding region: 34-1158 (374 amino acids)
Biological process (GO): proteolysis
Molecular function (GO): serine-type endopeptidase activity
Source: RefSeq, a predicted model, not a curated record
CGACUUGUAACUAACCAAAGUAAACCUAGAAAAAUGAAGUUGUUUUUUUUAGUAAAUCAGCUAAUAUUUUUGUGCUUAUUUAAUUUGGUAUCAACUCAGAACAGCAGUGAUAAUGUGGUUGGAAAUUGCAAAUGUACUAAUCGUGAGGACUGUAGAAAUGAAAAUACAUUAAUUAUGACUUACUCUUCGCAUCUAUCGUUAAAUAGGACUAGGAGUGAAACUGAAAACGGGAAAAACAUUUUGUCAAUUGAGAGAUUUUUAAACAGGACAAUUCAUAAACGUGUAUGCCCUAAUGGUGUGUUAUGUUGUUCAAAAAUUGAAAAACCAAUUACAGAAUCACCACAAACAACAAAACCAGAGGCCCCAGUACGCAUAACAAGUCCAAUAAUUGAAGAUUUUACGGAAUUACCCGUAAAAGAUAAUAAUCGAUAUUCUUGGAUGGUAAAAAUUAUCAAGAUGGUUAAAAAUAAGCCAAUUGUAACAUGCGGAGGCUCAUUAAUUCACGAAAAAGUCGUAUUAACGGCAGGAUAUUGUUUUAGAAAAUCUAACAACAAUCAAUUAGAUAAAUAUAGAAUUCAUGCUGGUUAUAAUAAAGAAUCUGAUACAAUAGCAUCAACAAAUGAACGCUUAAUUUCAUCAAUUGAAAUUCAUCCAGAAUUCAAUCUUAAUACAAAUGCAUAUAAUGCUGCAUUAAUAUUUUUAAACGAACCAUUCGAGCUAAAUGAGCACAUAAGUACAACUUACUUACAAACAAAAGAUAUUCCAGCUCCAGUGGAUGAAUCAAAUUGUAUAUUUACUGGCUGGGGUCGAGAAACACCUCAAAGUAAAACAUAUCCACUUUCGUUAAAAACGGCAAAAAUGUCAGUGUGUAGCAAUAGAGAAUGUAUUGACAAUUUCAGACAAACUGGAUUACAGAUACCGAAUGAUUUUGAUGAAAGUAUUUUUUGCGCAAAGGGUAUUGAAAAUGAUUAUAAUGUAUGUGCAAAAGAUGAUGGUAGUCCAUUAGUUUGUCCUGAUGAUCAAAAUAUUGAUUUCCAAGUUGGUAUUGUGAAUUGGUAUAAUGAUACAUUAUGCGGUAAAAAUAGUAUUCCUACAAUUUUUACCAAGGUAUCUGAAAUUAAGAAUUGGAUUGAUGAGACAAUGCUGAAGUACCUAUAAUAUCGAGUGAGCGUAGGGGAAAACAUAAUAUUUCCAGAUAUCUAUAGCAAUUUCUAGAUUUUCCAAAAUAUUCUUAUAAAAUCGCUAUACCUACCUUUUUCUAGAGAUUUUUUUAUCUGAAAAAAUCUUUAAAAUGAGAUCAAUUCAGCUUUCGGUUGGCAAUAGGUGAAAAUAAUGGUUCUUCUAUUUAAAUUUUGUUGACAAUUAAAUGGCAGUCGUUUGACCCCCUUUAGGAACGAAGUUCCUUUACAUCCAAAACUAGUUAUGCAUGUACAUAUGCAUAACUAGUUUUGGACGAAAAUAGUACCAAUAAAAUUCGUGUAAUAUAAUAAAUAAAAAUAAUAUAAAGUAGGUGAACAUAUCGUGGUUGCCAUGGAUAUGACAUACACACAUAGCAUGUCUCACACCGUUACGGGAUGAAUUCUGCCAGUUUGCUCACCAUGGCAUAUACCAUCAUGGCGUUAAUCAACUUCGUUUCAAAAACCUUCACAUUAUAUGCGUAGAAAAAUAUAAACUAAUACAUAAUAUGUUUUACAAAUAUUUUUGCGAAAAUGUAAUUUUCACCAAAUAAAUACAUCUGUUUACAUGAA